AUUUGGCUUUCGAAUGGUUUUUAAAAUCCACUCAACGUAAAUGUGAGCAUAGCUUUUUCGUUUGGAUGGAAUACGAUAAUUUUAGAAAUAUUGAAGAAGUAGGUAAAGGUGAAUUUUCCAUAGUGUAUAAAACAUCAUAUAAAAACCGAUAUCAAAC
Molecule: messenger RNA, 157 nt
Organism: Cetraspora pellucida
Lineage: Eukaryota; Fungi; Glomeromycota; Glomeromycetes; Diversisporales; Gigasporaceae
Source: the annotation of a GenBank genome assembly